CAUUUGUCGCCACUGGGGUCCUGGUCCUUCUAAACUUCCCUGAAUACACGGCCAGAAUAGAAGCACUCAUAAAUAGAUCACAGUACACCUAUAGCGCCUACUGGACGAACAUGCAAGCCUUACACGCGCAAUUGCGACGCGACUUGCGACCGCGUCCUUUCAACAAUUCGCUUGCCGCCAAGCGUAGCUGCCCCAACGCGCGACGUUAUGGGCCCUGCGUGACGAGCGGAUGCGCGGCUAGUCGAGGAACGAAGGCGGCUCCGUGUGCACCGUCAGGGUCGCGCGCCGACGCUGUGCAAGCGUCCGCACCGCACCCCUCACCCAACUCCCUUGUGUCGGUGAGCCCCACAGCGGCAGUAAUCCUAGCUACCCAAGCCACGUGCCUAAACCUAGUGGUUGGAUUGUCAGCGACGCCGCUGGUGUGCUCCAUCGUGGGAUCAGGCGCCUGUGGCGCACCCGAUGCCGGCGGUGCGGCAGUGCCGGCGCAAGUGGCCAUUCCCGCAGUGCUGCUGGCGGCGGCGGCGCAAGCUUCCGGCACCGGAGCCCUGGUGUUAAACGAGUUCCGUGGAGAGGUUCUGAAGCAGCAGCAACGGGUGGCAAGCGGAGUGUCCGACAGGGCCGCUCGUGGGACGAUGGCUGAUACGGUUGCGGCACUUGGGAUGCGCUGGAGCGGCGGAGCGGUGGUCUGGGGCGCGGUAACGGCAGCCGCGGCAGCAGCCUCCGUGGCGGCAAUCAGCCUGGCCCUGACAGCGAUUUCAGAUGAGAGCACUGCUCCCGGCAACACACAGGCCCUGCGGGAAGCCCUGCUAGGCGCUGACGCUAGCGGCAACAGCAGCAGCGGCGGCGGCGGUCUGCCGCUGCCGCUGCUAGCGGCGGCGCUGCUGCUGGCUGAGUGUGUGAUGGCGCCGCUGGCUGAGGAGCUGGUGUUUCGCCGGGUGCUGCUGGAUGCCUUGGUGCCGGCACCAUCGCCGGUGCCUGUGCCGGAGCCCGCAGCGGCGCCCGCUGAGGAGUCGGGGGCCACACUGGCCGAGGUACAGCAGGAUGUAUCGCAACAGCUACAGCUACAGCGUGGCAGCGAUGCGGCGCCGCAACCAGAUGCUUUCGCUACUGCUCUUGCUCCAGAGGAUGCUGCCCAAACUCCAGCUGCACCAUCAGCCGCCUCACCCUCACAAACACCAGCAACACCAGCAGCAGCGGCAGCGCCCGCACCGCCACCAGCAGUACUUGCGUGGCGGCCAGAGUGGUCUGGGCCGCUUGCGCUGCAGGCGACGGUCUUCGCGGCCUACCACCUCAACGCCAAUGAGAUGCUGCCGCAGGCGGCGCUGGGCGGCGUGUUGGGCUGGGCGUACCUGGCGUCGGGCCGCAACCUGGCGGUGACCCUGAUGGGGCACACCAUGUACAACGGGGCCGCGGUGGCGCUGCUGCUAUUCCAGCGGUAGCAGCACCAGUGGAAAGGCUCGCAGCCGGCAGGUGCAAUUGUAGAAGCAGAGAUAAUCUUAUGUGGUGGUGCGGGGGCAAGUGCUCGCUGAUGGCGGAGCUCAGGGGCGUGCGUGCCGUGAGCGUGGGAGAUGCAUGCGAU
This is a messenger RNA of Chlamydomonas reinhardtii, 1579 nucleotides long. RefSeq lists its product as uncharacterized. Lineage: Eukaryota; Viridiplantae; Chlorophyta; Chlorophyceae; Chlamydomonadales; Chlamydomonadaceae. Gene Ontology annotation, biological process: CAAX-box protein processing. Gene Ontology annotation, cellular component: membrane. Gene Ontology annotation, molecular function: metalloendopeptidase activity. The transcript has 2 exons. The record is from RefSeq and is a predicted model, not a curated record. Bases 111 to 1439 code for a protein of 442 amino acids.